CACAGGUGCUAAAGGCACACUUCCUACGUCAAAACCAUAGACAACCUAUUAUGUUGCAAUACAGAGAACAUAAAACAGAAAGUGUGAAUCAUUAGUAGGACAUACGAUAUUAAUCAACAAAGCGAAUAAUUAUUUUGAUAAGUAAAAUGCCUUUAGAAUGGCUUUUUGGAAAACGUUUGACACCAGAGGAGUUAUUGCGUAGAAACCAGCGUGCAUUGAACAAGGCUAUGAGAGAUUUGGAUCGAGAAAGAGCACGCAUGGAACAACAAGAAAAGAAGAUCAUUACAGAUAUAAAGAAAAUGGCUAAAGAAGGACAAAUGGAUGCUGUAAAAAUAAUGGCCAAGGACCUUGUAAGAACACGUCGAUAUGUUAAGAAAUUUAUGCUUAUGAAAGCCAAUAUUCAAGCAGUUUCUCUUAAAAUACAGACCCUCCGGUCACAAAAUGCAAUGGCACAAGCAAUGAAAGGUGUAACAAAAGCUAUGCAGAAUAUGAACAGGCAGUUGAACUUACCUCAGAUUCAAAGAAUUCUCCAAGAAUUUGAAAAACAGUCAGAGAUAAUGGACAUGAAAGAAGAAAUGAUGAAUGAUGCCAUUGAUGAUGCAAUGGAAGAUGAAGGUGAUGAAGAAGAAAGUGAUGCUGUUGUGUCACAAGUACUAGAUGAACUUGGUCUUCAGCUCACAGACCAGUUGUCUGGCUUGCCACAAGCUGCUGGAUCACUGGCAGCAAGUGGAGCAAAAGCACCAGCCAUAGCUGCAGCAAACGGAGGAGUUGGUGCAGGAGCAAUCAACGAUGCAGAUGCAGACCUCCAGGCCCGCCUUGACAACCUACGGAGGGAGUAGGACCAACAGGGUUCCCUACUAAUGGACAUCUCACUGGUUCCUUUGUUCAGUCCCAUGGAUGCAAAAGUAACAGAAUUUUUCAUUGAUGUAAACCAGUUUUGACAAAAAUCUUCAGUAUUAAAUUGGUUGAAAACAGGUUCAAUAUUUAAAAACAUAAUUGAAAAAUAUGGAGUUGCUAGGAGCUACAGGCACAGACUUUCUUAUUAAACUUUUACCACAGAUAUUUAUGUUUGUUCUCUCAUGUUUAAUAUUGUUUGAACUGCUAUUCUCAUUAUACCCCAAACAACCUGAAAUGUUUCCCUUCUCUUGCUUAAAAUAUUUCAACCAACUACAUGGAGUCAAGUCCUUGAGAAGCUGGAAAUUGCUCAUUAGGCUGUCAAUAAAUUCCACACUUCUUAUGGAACCAAAAGGUUCAUUAUCGGGUUCAUAGGAGCCUGCCAUCAAUCACUGUCCUACCCGAGUCUGAUCACAUUUUCAUACGCAGGUUCCCUAAGAUCCAGCUUAAUAUUAUCUCAUCAUUGCCUUGGUCUUUACAAUAUUCCAGGGAAAUGCGAUUAUACAGAGGAAAAUUAGUUGCUCCUGUAAAGUCACUAUUUUCAUAGGUUUCCUUUUUAGAUAUUGUAAUGAAGGCUUGAUAACAGGGAGGACUGAACUACUGCAUGUGCUCAAAUUAUCAUCAGGUUUUCUUCAUUCACUUUACAAUUCAAAGUAUCUGCCACAGAUGACCCAUCAAUUUUGUUUAGCUUAUAAAUUAUUUCAAAAUAUCCACCAUAUAAUGGUAACAAUGUAAUUAUUCUUUCUUUGCAAACCAGUGAUAGAAGACGAUUUGCAUGCAUGUCUUAUAUUACACUUCAGAAUAGUGGGCAACCAUAUUUACUGUUACAAUUGACUGUGGUAAUUUUACCCAGUUUCAGUAUGGCUGAAUCCGAAACCACUAUUGGACAAUCCUGCAUUCAUCUCAUCAAACCUCAAAGAGGCCACUUUCUUUCCACCAAAAUUCCAUAUGCAUUCAUAACAUCUCAUUUUUCUGAAAACUUUCUCAUUUAACAGAAUUUUGAGUGGAACAAGACUGUUUUUGUAACCAACGGUUAAUCUACAAUACUUUGUUCCCAAGGAGAAACAUUUUGUAUCUUUUUAAGUGCAAAUGUUCUCAUCUCCUACUGUACAUUGUAAGGACUUCAGUUCACUAUGGGCCUCAAUAUUGCCAUCAUGGAUCAGGAAGUAUUUUCCAAUCAGAGCCUUAAGCUCUGAAUUGGGUUGCUUCUCGACACAAAGCUAAUAAUGAUGUUGAUAUUAUAUAUGAAAAUUUGUUAGACAAAUAGCAAAAGUAAAUAAUUAUUCAUAAUUAGUUAAUGUAUGAAAGAUUACAACUGUUAUCUAGCAAUAACUAGAUACUGUUUAAAUAAUAAGUUCUUUUGCAACAUAAUGGAAUAUGGACAACACUAUAGUGUGUGGAUUGUAAACCUUUAUUUUAUGGUAAUAAUAAUCUGUGGCGUAACGGUCCUCUGAGAGCCAAAGCCGACUAGCUGCCUGCUGGCCUCACGUUCACAUGCCUAAACAGAGAAUUUAGCUUCAUAUACUUCAUAUUAUGGGUAUGUGUGAUGUUAGUUCAUCUUCAAUGUCCAGAACUAACUUUUAUUAAAAGUCAUAAAGUUGUGGGCAGUUUGGUUUUACCGUAACAAGAAUCUGCAAACAUUAACAUAUAAAAUGUUCUGUUGUGGAAUGGAUUUAUUAAAUAAGAGUAAUUUAACCUGUCUUUACAUUUAAUUGUGAAACAGUAUAUUUCACACCUUUAUUUUGUAAUAUAUGAACCUAUAAAACAGUGUAGAAUAAAGCUAUAAUAUAUAUACUUGGACAUUUA
Zootermopsis nevadensis is the source of this 2700-nucleotide messenger RNA. RefSeq names its product vacuolar protein sorting 2 (gene Vps2). The record is from RefSeq and is a predicted model, not a curated record. NCBI's taxonomy places the organism in Eukaryota, Metazoa, Arthropoda, Insecta, Blattodea, Termopsidae. Gene Ontology annotation, biological process: vacuolar transport.